AUGACCCUUGACCUUGCAGUUGAAACCGAGGCCCCGGAGGGCUGGCUGAGAGCAGCCCCUGGCGCCAGGCUUCCCUGCCGGCUGCUGAGGUGGGAGGGCGAGUGUGAGGGCGAGUGUGAGGGCGAGUGCGGAGCGAGAGGUGCCGGCGGACCCAAGCGGGGCUCGGAAGGCUACCACGGCCAGCGCUGGGACUGCAGGGGACUCGGCGUCCUCCACGAGGGGUUUGCUCCCUCCCACACCCCCUUUGGAUCAUGCUUGGUGGCGCAGACUAUUCCCCAAAGCAGCCCUUAUGGUUUGGAGCUGAUUCACUGCCCAGGCCUCUGGAGUCCCCCAGACUGGGCCCCAAGUGAGGACCUUCAGGACACUGAGAGACCCCAAAAGAGGAUUCGAACUAUGUUUAACUUGGAGCAGCUGGAAGAGUUGGAGAAGGUGUUUGCAAAACAGCACAAUCUAGUAGGAAAGAACAGAGCCCAGCUGGCAGCCCGGCUCAACCUUACAGAGAACCAGGUGAGGGUCUGGUUCCAGAACCGCAGGGUCAAGUAUCAGAAGCAGCAAAGGCUGAAACCACCAGCUGUGUCUGCCAUGGCUACCUCCCCAGACGAGCCCUCCAGCAGCUCUGACACCAUCAUCCAGAGAGAAGACACGGAGUCAGGAGGGGACAGCUGA
Molecule: messenger RNA, 666 nt
Organism: Myotis brandtii (Brandt's bat)
Lineage: Eukaryota; Metazoa; Chordata; Mammalia; Chiroptera; Vespertilionidae
Gene: NOTO
Product: notochord homeobox
Exons: 3
Coding region: 1-666 (221 amino acids)
Biological process (GO): central nervous system development; neuron differentiation
Molecular function (GO): DNA binding
Source: RefSeq, a predicted model, not a curated record